Molecule: messenger RNA, 996 nt
Organism: Pedinophyceae sp. YPF-701
Lineage: Eukaryota; Viridiplantae; Chlorophyta; Pedinophyceae
Source: the annotation of a GenBank genome assembly
AUGGUCGACCUCACGUCCCCUCCCGGCCCAGAGGACACCCUGGUCGAGCUCGCGCUCAAGGUCCUCCACGUCGCGGACCCCUGGGAGAAGGCCAACGUCUCAGACGCCGCUGUGAAGCUGUGGCGGUCGGGCGAGGUCCGCGCCAUCUACAGGGAGGGCGUGACGCACCCCGUCCCCGACAAGCCUGCCCGGAGCGACAAAGUCAGACUGCUGGCGCCCGGCGCGAUGCCGAGGCGCGGGAAGGGCGGGUCCCUCGAGAGCCGGCGGAGCAUCGUGCACUCUCUGUGCCACAUCGAGAGCUGGGCGGUCGAUCUGUCGUGGGACAUCAUUGCCCGGUUCGCACAGCCCGGCGCGAGCGCGGGCGCGGGGCCGGAGGGCUACGGGAUGCCCCGCGAGUUCUUCGACGACUUCGUGACCGUCGCGGACGACGAGUGCAGGCACUUCCGGCUCCUCGCCGCCCGUCUCGAGGCCAUGGGCUCCCACUACGGCGCCAUGCCCGCGCACGACGGCCUGUGGGAGUCCGCGGAGCGAACGGCGGGGUCCCUCCCGGCGCGGCUCGCCGUCGAGCACUGCGCGCACGAGGCCCGCGGCCUCGACGUGCUCCCGCAGACCAUCGCGCGCAUGCGUCGCGGCGGCGACGAGGACACCGCGGCGCUGCUCGAGGGCACGGUGUACCCCGAAGAGAUCACGCACUGCGCGGCGGGGGUGCGGUGGCUCAAGCACCUGCACGCGCGGGCGGGCGAGGCGGACGGCGCGUGGGCGCUCGAGGCGCGAAAACACGAAAACGUCGCCGGUUUCUUCCACGCGUUGAUGACCGGGAAUUUCGGGAGCCUCAAGCCGCCAUUCAACCACGCGGCGCGGGCCGAGGCGGGGUUCGAUCCGACGUGGUACCUGCCGCUCGCGCGCGCGCAGGGGAGCGCGGCGGCGGCACCGGAGGCGGGCGCGAGUGUUGCGGGGGCGCCGCAGGGCGGGGAGGCGCAGGCGGCGGGAGUGUGA